This is a messenger RNA of Gadus chalcogrammus (walleye pollock), 5635 nucleotides long. Its product is annotated as coatomer subunit beta'-like. The transcript has 22 exons. The record is from RefSeq and is a predicted model, not a curated record. The coding region runs from base 738 to 4139 and encodes 1133 amino acids. Gene Ontology annotation, cellular component: COPI vesicle coat. Gene Ontology annotation, biological process: intracellular protein transport; intra-Golgi vesicle-mediated transport; retrograde vesicle-mediated transport, Golgi to endoplasmic reticulum. Lineage: Eukaryota; Metazoa; Chordata; Actinopteri; Gadiformes; Gadidae. Gene Ontology annotation, molecular function: structural molecule activity; protein binding.
AAACAAAUAUGGUAGUGUUUGUCAUGUGAAAAACAAUUGUAGCUCCAUUUCUGCAGUUGUAUGUUGAAUGAAGCAAACUAAAAUGCAUGAAAUAUGAAGUGUAUAAUGUAGGGGACGAAAAAAGUACCCAAAAUACUUUCCACACAUGGAAUUUGCCAUUAUUUGUAUUCUUCAACUGACUUCCACAUAUCCAGCAGGAGUAAUAUAUUAUCACUAAACGUCAAGUAUCCAAUUUAGCCUUCAGUUAUCAAUGUUUAUUUUAAUUGUCAAAAUACCAGUCUAACCUUUUCGGAAAAACAAACAACCCAGCGCUAAAGUAAACAUUGAUGAGGGCUUUUAUUUGGAAAAUCCUUCCCAUUCGCCCAUGCUUGGCUUCACAAUAAAAGAUAUGUGGAUGUAAAUGAGGGUCGUACAACUGAACCGCUUGUCCGAUUUGAACACCUUCUCUAAAAGUGCCCGCUUCCUUCCUCCUGGCGUGUUGUACUUUUUAGUUUGUAAAAUGUGUGUUUCCGUGUCCUAGCAGUGAGCAUGCUAGGCUAGGCUAUGUUAGGCUAGCUCCACAGAGGCUGGCGCUAUGGUACAGUCUGUUCUCAUGCUCGACCGGAAGUUGGAGCGCUCUAACAGGAAGCCUAUCGGGAUCCACGUCGCCAAACUACAAUCCACUCAUCUCCACAGACCGGCGGAGGCGACGACUAGCUGGGCAUUAUCAGCACACACUGCUCGAUUAAAGUAGAAACAUGCCUCUGCGCUUGGACAUCAAGAGAAAGCUGACAGCUCGUUCUGACCGCGUGAAGAGCGUGGACCUGCAUCCCACCGAGCCAUGGAUGGUGGCCAGUCUGUACAGUGGCAGCGUGGUGGUGUGGAAUCACGAGAACCAGACCCUGGUGAAAACCUUUGAGGUGUGCGACCUGCCUGUCAGAGUGGCCAAGUUUGUUGCCAGGAAACACUGGGUGGUCGUGGGAGCAGAUGACAUGCAGAUCCGUGUGUUUAACUACAACACGCUGGCCAGGGCUCACAUGUUCGAGGCCCACGCCGACUACAUCCGCUGCAUCGCUGUGCACCCCACACAGCCCUACAUCCUCUCCAGCAGUGACGACAUGACGAUCAAGCUGUGGGAUUGGGACAGGAAGUGGACGUGUAGUCAGGUGUUUGAGGGACACACCCACUACGUCAUGCAGGUCGUCUUCAACCCCAAAGACAACAACCAGUUUGCCAGCGGCUCCCUGGACAGGACCAUUAAGGUGUGGCAGUUAGGGUCCAAAGCUCCUAACUUCACCCUGGAGGGCCACGAGAAAGGGGUCAACUGUAUUGACUACUACAGUGGAGGGGACAAGCCCUACCUCAUCUCAGGGGCCGACGACCGGCUGGUCAAGAUCUGGGACUAUCAGAACAAGACGUGCGUCCAAACCUUGGAGGGCCAUGCUCAGAACGUGACCUGCGUCCACUUCCACCCUGAUCUGCCAAUCAUCCUGACAGGCUCGGAGGACGGCACCGUCCGGGUCUGGCACUCCAGCACCUACCGACUGGAGAACACGCUGAACUACGGCAUGGAGCGGUCCUGGUGUGUGACGGGCCAGCGGGGCUCCAACAGCGUGGCUCUGGGCUACGAUGAAGGCAGCAUCAUCAUCAAGAUGGGCCGCGAGGAGCCGGCCAUCUCCAUGGACGCCAGCGGCAAGAUCAUGUGGGCACGGCACUCUGAGGUGCAGCAGGCCAACCUGAAGGCCAUGGGAGAUGCGGAGGUCAGUGAUGGGGAAAGGCUGUCGCUGGCAGUCAAAGACAUGGGCAGCUGCGAGAUCUACCCCCAGAUGCUCCAGCACAGCCCCAACGGGAGGUUCGUAGUGGUGUGUGGAGACGGAGAGUACAUCAUCUACACCGCCAUGGCCCUGAGGAACAAGAGCUUUGGCCCCGCCCACGAGUUUGUCUGGGCCCAUGACUCUUCUGAGUAUGCUAUAAGAGAAAGCAACAAUCUCAUCAGAAUCUUCAAAAACUUUAAGGAGAAGAAGAACUUCAAACCAGAUUUCGGGGCUGAGGGUAUCUAUGGAGGGUUCUUGCUGGGGGUGAGGUCCGUCAGCGGCCUUGCCUUCUUUGACUGGGACAGCGCUGAACUCGUCCAUCGCAUCGAGAUCCAACCCAAACACAUCGUGUGGUCCGACAGCGGGGAGCUGCUGUGCAUCGCCACCGAAGAGUCGUUCUUCGUGCUGCGCUAUCUGGCCGAGAAGGCGUCGGCCGCCCUGGAGUCCAGGCAGGGGCUGACCGAGGACGGCGUGGAGGACGCCUUCGAGGUGCUGGGGGAGAUCCAGGAGGUGGUGAAGACGGGGACCUGGGUGGGAGACUGCUUCAUCUACACCAACUCUGUCAACCGGCUCAACUACUACGUGGGCGGGGAGAUCGUCACGGUCGCUCACCUGGACAGGAUGAUGUACCUGCUGGGCUAUAUCCCCAAGGACAACCGUCUGUAUCUGGGGGACAAGGACCUGACGGUGAUCAGCUAUUCGCUGCUGGUGUCUGUGCUGGAGUACCAGACGGCUGUGAUGAGGAGGGACUUCAGCAUGGCUGACCGGGUGCUGCCCGCUAUCCCCAAGGAGCAGAGGAUCAGGGUGGCCCACUUCCUGGAGAAACAGGGCUUCAGGCAGCAGGCCUUGGCGGUAUCCACUGAUCCGGAACACAGGUUCGAGCUGGCCCUGCAGCUGGGAGAGAUGACGAUAGCUCACCAACUGGCCACAGAGGCAGAGUCGGAGCAGAAGUGGAAACAGUUGGCGGAGCUGGCGACUGCCAAGUCCCAGUUUGGCUUGGCCCAGGAGUGCCUCCACCACGCCCAAGACUUCGGGGGGCUGCUGCUGCUGGCCACCGCCUCUGGAAACUCGGACAUGGUUGGCAAGCUGGCCAAGGGAGCAGAGGAGAAGGGCCUGACCAACGUGGCUUUCCUCACCUUUUUCCUGCAGGGGAAAUUGGAGAAAUGCCUGGAUCUCCUCGUCAAAACCAAGCGCCUGCCAGAGGCUGCGUUCCUGGCCAGAACAUAUUUGCCUAGCCACGUACCAAGGGUUGUGAAGCUGUGGAAGGAGAGUCUGGCCAAGGUGAACCAGAAGGCGGCAGACGCGCUGGCCGACCCCACCCAGUACAGCAACCUGUUCCCGGGCCUCCAGCAGGCCCUGCUGGCCGAGCAGUUCCUGGAAGAGACCCACGUCGGAGCCAGGCCUGCAGCCGACUACCCGCUCAUCAUGCCCAAUGAGGACCGCGCUGUUCUGGAGGAGUCUGCAGGGUAUGUGCCAUCAGGAGCGGCUGCUGCACCAGAGGAAUUAAUGGAGUGUGUAGAUGAUCGGCCCAUGGCAGCAGCUGAGAUGGCGGAGGAGGUACAGGGGGAGGAGCCUUUGGUCGACAUUGUUGUACCAGUGGCAGAGCCCACCCCAGAAGUAACAGAAGAGCUUGUCGAGAUAGUUCAGUCCACAACAGUGGAACAUGCCUUGCCCUCAGUUGAGACCGGCAUGCAGGAGAUGUCUCUGGUAGCUGAGGAAUCACAUGCUUUAGAAGCCACAACAACAGUGUUGGAGUCUGAGACAGCUGUGCUAGUUUCUCAUACCUCAGAAACCAUCGUCACCUCCGAGACGGUGGUAGCAACGGAAACCAUUGAAACCGUAGUCGAGACCUCAGAGGAUUCCUCUGAGAAACUCUCAAUGGACUUCAUAGCAACCGAAGUCCCGGCAACCGCGGCCGUAGCAAGAGACACAGCGCCUGCAAAAGAGGAAGCACCCAAAUCAGAUCUCCUCAGUUUUGAUUCAGCCCCGCCAUCGGCUGAAGUGGAGGAACUUGUAGAUUUAGGCGGAUCCUGCGAUCCGGAGUUGGAUGUGCCUGUUCCAGAACAAAUCCUCCAGGAGUCGUUGGAGUCGUCAGUAUCAAAGCAGCCAGAUGCUGCCCUAGAUGCAGUUCUUGCAGACCCGCUGGUGAAAGCAGAAGCCACAACUUGUCAAGCAGCAGCCCCCGCUGAGACGGAGCUCGUGAAGGAGGAGGUUUCAGAAGAAGCUGAGGACCAGGAAAUGGAGAUGAGUGAUGAGGGCAUGGAGGAUCUGGAUUUGGACAACUUUGACCUGGAUGACAUGGAGAACGAAGACCUCAACUUGGAUGACGACUUCCUGAAUGAAUAGCAGUAUGCUGUGUAAUGUAUGUGUGGGGGGGCGGUGUGUUAGACCAAAAAAGGGGAUUCUAUGUUAAACUUGGUUGAACAUAAAAUGUUUCAAUGUAAUUCCAGUCUCAUCGACCAAAUUAGCUUCUUGUUCAUUUUCUUGUCCAGUUUAAAUAAACCUUCAUAGCUUCAACGACAUGGGGGCCGAUCUGGGUCUUCAACACUAAUUACGAAUCACUUGGAGAGAACCAGUUUGUUAUUCAGGGUAGGGAUGGGAUGUUUGAAUUCUUUCUUUGUUGACCAAAGUUGUAUUCCCUAGGGUGUAAUAUUUUGUACAUUUCAGAUUGACGAGUGGAAUAAAUCCACCUCUCAGCUUAAUCACCAACGAGCUGCAUGCUAGGUUUUCUACUGUCACCUUGACUAAAGAGUCCACCAUAUUACUUUGUAAUAAUUACUUUGUAAUAAAUUACAUGAUGCUGCAUUUUGUUUCUUCCUCUCACUGCUAUACACUUUAAUUAUCACAAGUGCCUUCAUUUGAAGUUGAAUGUGAAAAUGACAAUAAAUGUCUGCAAACAUCCAUGUGAAGUUAUUAGACAAAAACAACUGAUACACCCAUGUAUAAAUACAUGUUUUUUUAUUGUUAUGUACAUCAGCAAGAUUCUUUCCAUGGAUGAGUUAAGCUGUUAUGUUUUAAAAAAAAAAAAGACGCAUACGGGACAUCCAACUACGUUGGCUCUCAUUAGAUUAGGAGUGUCCCAAUCAAACACAAGGCGAGUCUGGCACUACCAAGGACGGGCCACAUACGCUACGGGCCUGUGUGUGUGGUUACAGUUAUUGACAAGGGAGGGGGUGUAUCCUUCAAACAUGCUCCAGGGAAACUGCUGAGCUUUCUUGGUUCUGUCCGUGGGCCUGGAGGGCCAACUCGAUGUAGCCCGACCUCUGGGACUCCUUCUGAGCAAAAAUCUGGAAAGAAGGAGGAGUCGAAAGGUCAGGGCCACUGCAGUACGGAGGGGAUGGAUCACAGUUCAACCAUUUAGUCAUGCCGGCGGUGCAGAUGUGCUUCAAAAACACACUGUGCCAAAAAGCCCAUUGGAGUUAAGGAAAGAAUGGACCGUGACUCCAGAGAGGCCACGGUGGUAAUGGAGCGUGUGUACGCAUGCCUUCACUGUGGAUCUUUCUUCAUAGCCAAGUCAAGUUGUCAGGUCUAAUAGGACGUGACGUGUCCCGGGUCUGGCCCCGGGGUUCCCACGUUAGAGUAGAGCCCUCUACGUCGUCCCAGGGAGAACCUGGGACAGCAUCUCUUUGACCCAUCCUCUACAGAGACCAUGGAUCAUGUUCUCCUCGCUACUUGUGAACUCAAAGUAAUUUUGCAAUUCCUGGAUGAAAAGUUCCAAGGUUCCCCCAUCACUUAAGAACCUGCAUUCAAGCCGGGCUUCUACAUAAUAGUUUUUUCUUCUUCCAACUGUAUUUUUACGUAGCUUUUCUCACAUUAAGAACAGUAGCAAUAAGAAGCCAGCA